CCGUACGAAUGUGGAAACACUGUCUCUGACCGACUCAUAAUUUUUGACUCUCCAAAUCGCACUACACAUGAUCACAACAUCUCUUCAGAUCUACAUUUAAGCUUUCAUCCUCUGCUCCCAUGACCAAAGCCGUCAACUUCUCCACCGCUCUACGCACACCCUCUUCUUGGACCCCUGCUCUCCGCAGAUGGAUGGCGUUCAAGCGACAAAAUCUCAGACCCACUCGCCGAUGUCGUUCAUUAAGUCCGACAUUGACUUCGAGCUUCAGUCUCCGUCACGGUGAGGAAACACUGUUCGAAGCUCAAGACGCCGGCAUUGAAGAGCAUGAGCAAGUAGUGGCGGAAAGAAAUAUACUUAGGGAUCAACUGGCUCGGAGAAAUGAGGAAAUUAAAAAGUUUAAAGCAGUUGUUGAUUCUGCAUUGAAGGAAUUGAGCAAUGUAUUUACUCGUUUAAAGGAAGUUUCUCCUUCUAAUGAAGAAGAAGAUGGAAGAAAAAUAACUCAGCAGCCGAUAUCCCCUGAAGUGAAAUCAGCUGACAAAUGUGAACAACAAAAAGUUGAGCCAAAAACACCUGAAGUAAGAGCAACAGGAAAACGCAGAAACUAUAUAUGGGGACGAUCAAGUGGAGAUGAUUCGUUGCCACCUUCAAAAAAGUCUCAUCUCAGCCGGAGCACAGAUGAAAGGAGACAUUCAAGUUACGUUGAAGAAGUGGUUUUGAAAACUUACCUCGUUUGGAGCAUGGCUUGCUGUAUAUCUUCAGCUUUUAAAGGAAAAAAAUCGGAUGAAAAGCCUUGAUAGUUCAGUGAAAGACUUGAGGUAACUAGCUUAUAUACACUUCCAAAGAGAAAGUGAUUAUGUUUAACAAUUUUCUCUGGUGGCAUGUUAUGUAUUGACCAAUUACUCAACUGAAAAUUGGUAGUCAUUUGUUAAUAUUGAU
This is a messenger RNA of Pistacia vera, 936 nucleotides long. RefSeq lists its product as uncharacterized. Bases 120 to 794 code for a protein of 224 amino acids. The record is from RefSeq and is a predicted model, not a curated record. The transcript is spliced from 3 exons. NCBI's taxonomy places the organism in Eukaryota, Viridiplantae, Streptophyta, Magnoliopsida, Sapindales, Anacardiaceae.